This is a messenger RNA of Armigeres subalbatus, 757 nucleotides long. RefSeq lists its product as uncharacterized. The transcript has 2 exons. Lineage: Eukaryota; Metazoa; Arthropoda; Insecta; Diptera; Culicidae. The record is from RefSeq and is a predicted model, not a curated record. Bases 37 to 579 code for a protein of 180 amino acids.
CGCGAAGCCAAUGCUACGGGUGGCGGACCGAAUGCAAUGAAAAUUUUGUCGCCAAUGGAAGAAGUGGUAGUUAAAUUAUUAUCCUUGGACAAAAUGAUUAAUCAUGCUGGUACUUCAUAUGGCCUGCCUCGCCGUGAGUCUCCGCAAGCAAGGUCACCACCAACAUCACAACCAGAGCGCCAUCAGCAUACAACUUUUGGAUCGCCACUGCUUAGCAGUACUUUACAGGGGCAUCUUCCGAACAACGAAGUCGAAGAAGCAGAAGAAACAGUGGAUAUUGAGAAAACUGUUAAUUGUUCAUCGAAACGCAAGCGGCGGAAUACAGAUACCAGAGAUGAUCGUCUGGACUUACUGGUUGAGCAAACGGAAAAUAUAAAAAAGAUAGUUGAACAUACGGGGGAAAUAGCUCGCUACGCGCGGAAAAGUUAUAAGUUGAGAGAAGACGAAGCCAGACAACGCAUCGAAAGUGAGCUAAGGAAAGAGAAAGCCAGAAAGGAUGAGCUUGAAUACAAUAAGCAGCUAUUGGAAUAUAAGAAGAGAAAACUGGACAUUCUGGAACGUAUGAAUAAGAAGAAGUAAUUUGAACUGUGUGUGUGUGUGUGUGUGUGUGUGUGUGUGUGUGUGUGUGUGUGUGUGUGUGUAAGAGUAUGCGAGCGAGAGGGAGGGGAUAAGUUUUGGGUUUUGUCGUAAGGAAGGUUUUGUAAGGCUUUGUCGUUAAAAUAAAUAUAAAUAAAUGCGAUGUGAUGAAUAAGAACAA